Spirodela intermedia is the source of this 582-nucleotide messenger RNA. Lineage: Eukaryota; Viridiplantae; Streptophyta; Magnoliopsida; Alismatales; Araceae. The record is from the annotation of a GenBank genome assembly.
AUGGGUUUCCUCCUCGUACUCGUGAUCAACGCCUUCGUCCUCCUCUCGAGCUUCGCCGUCUACUUCGUCUGCGCCUUCCUGCUCCGGUGGCGGGAGGUGGAGGUGGAGCCUCCGGCGGAACUCUCCGACAGGGAAAGGGCCGCCGUGGCGGCGGUCCACUCCUUCUUCUUCCUCUCCGGCUACUUCGUCUUCUUCUUCUGCAACUCCGCCGUGGCCGCCCUCGCCGUGGGGUUCUCGCUGGUCGCCCUCCUCGCCUGCCUCCUCCGCCUAGCGGAGCUCAUCAAGCACGAACGGAGGGUCGCAGCAGCAGGCGGCGCCGCCGCCGCCGCGGGGCUCGACUGGGGAGAUGUGGAGUGGCUGGGUCAUGCCAAAGCCACCGACGGCGACUGCGCCGUCUGCUUGGGAGAGUUGGAGGGAGGUCAGAGAUUGAGGAGGCUCCCUCUCUGCGGGCACCGCUUCCACGCCCGCUGCGUUGACCAGUGGCUCCGCCUCAGCGCCACCUGCCCAAUCUGUCGCCGUCCCGUCGCCGCCUCCGCCGUCGUCGUCGUCAUCGUCCCGCCGCCGCCGGCGCUGCCGCCGUGA